Messenger RNA from Acanthaster planci (crown-of-thorns starfish), 486 nucleotides. RefSeq names its product ribosome-binding ATPase YchF-like. The record is from RefSeq and is a predicted model, not a curated record. Lineage: Eukaryota; Metazoa; Echinodermata; Asteroidea; Valvatida; Acanthasteridae.
AUGAAGGAUGAAUGGCAUAUCGAAUACGCUCCAUAUUCGCGAAUUAAUAAAAAAAUUAGUAAAAUAGUUCGUUUUAUCAUAUAUCAAUUAUCCAGUUCUCCUACAAUUGGCAUUAUAGGAUUGCCUAAUGUUGGUAAAAGCUUAUUAUUUUCGUUAAUUACGAAAAAAAAGAUUGAAAUCGCAAAUUAUCCAUUUUCAACAAUUGAACCGAAUAUAGGAAUCGUGCCUUUGCCUGAUCAAAGACUUAGUAAAUUGGCUAACUUUUAUCAAACAAAAAAAAUAGUUGCCCCCUUAAUCAAAUUUUGAGAUAUUGCCGGUUUGAUUAAAGGAUCGCACCUCGGCGAAGGAAUGGGGAAUUUAUUUUUAAGUCAUAUUCGCGAAGCAACGGCUUUGGUUCAUGUGGUUCGUUUCAAAAAUGCUGGUUUAUUUCGUAAAGAAGGUCAAAAAUACCAAGUCAAAGACGGCGAUAUUUUUAAGAUCUGGUAA